Messenger RNA from Syngnathoides biaculeatus (alligator pipefish), 1251 nucleotides. RefSeq lists its product as uncharacterized. NCBI's taxonomy places the organism in Eukaryota, Metazoa, Chordata, Actinopteri, Syngnathiformes, Syngnathidae. Gene Ontology annotation, molecular function: protein binding. The record is from RefSeq and is a predicted model, not a curated record. The transcript is spliced from 5 exons. The coding region runs from base 7 to 1251 and encodes 414 amino acids.
CAUAGCAUGAACAUUCUCAAACUGGUACACACACUUUGGCACGCACACAAACGUCCUCACGGCUCCUGCAGGAUGUCGAGCGCUUCGUUUGGGAAUUUCAUCCACAUUUUUCCCGAACAUAAAGGCUUACAUUAUACCUUCCAGCUGGUCUCCAUGGGUAUGCUGUGUUGUUUUUCGGUGCUGUCAUGUGUUUUUGCUGUGGCCUCGACAACCACUCUGGCUGACACGGACUAUGGUGGCGUUCCCUUGUGGAUCGACUGCUUGCUGGGCGAGCCCAGCGUGAUGAGUCUGCGGGGCCGCUUAGAUGCACGAUGGUACCGAGCCAACAACCCACAGGCCUGUCCUCACCAGUGUGACUGCCCCAUUCAGUGGCCCACUGCAGUGUACUGCGACGACAGAGGCCUAGCAGGUGUCCCGGAGCCCCUACCACCCAGCACCCAGUACCUUUUUCUCCAAAGCAACAACAUCUCGUCCCUCACCGCCUCAUUUCUGGCAAAGAUCACCGGACUGAACUGGCUGAUUCUGGACCACAACCGAUUGAAAAGUGACUGGCUUGACCAGGGUAUCUUACAAAACCAAACCCAACUGGCAUACCUUUUUGCCAACCAUAACCACCUGAGCUCAAUACCCAAUAAUCUGCCAAGCGGUCUCAAGCAACUCCGACUGGCCUAUAACCAAAUCAGCAGCAUUGGGUCGAAGGUUCUCAAGAACCUGCCGAACUUGACACUGCUGCUUCUGCAAGGAAACAUACUGAAAACCAUCAAAGAAGGAGAGCUUGGAGGUCUUCUCAGUUUGAACUUGUUGGACCUCAGUGGCAAUUCCUUCUCAUCAGUUCCCAGACAUUUACCGAUCUCUGUGCAGCAGCUCUAUCUGUCCAAUAACUCCUUCGCUGGCAUUGAUGAGAACACUUUUGUGGGUCUAUUGAACCUCAAGUACCUUCGUUUAAGUCAGUGCUACUUGCAAAGUCGCAAAGUCCACUCCCAAGCCUUCAACCUCUCCAGCCUAGUGGAACUGGACCUUUCCUAUAACAAGUUUACGAGGAUCCCUACAGUCCCCAUCACCCUGCAACACCUCUACCUAGAGGCCAAUGAAAUACAAGAGUUCAACGUGACUAGUUUCUGCAGAGAGGUGGGACCUCUUACCUACUCCCGCUUGAAGAUCCUGCGACUGGACGGUAACAAGAUCUCCUACCGGCAUCUGCCCUCUGACUGGAUCUUGUGUCUGAGAGUGAUUCAAAGUAUUUACAUUUGA